AUGGAGGUUCUGCAUGAGCCCGAAGGGCUGAUUCUCACUCAAAGGAAAUUCACUCUCGAUUUGUUAUCUGAAUUUGAUUGCCUCCAUAAGUCUCCAGUUUCUUGCCCACUUGAUUCGACUGUUCGUUUGUUGGCCAAUACAGGUGCUCCUCUCCAAGAUCUUACCUUGUAUAGGCAUUUGUUUGGCAAAUUGAAUUACUUGACACAUACACGGUUGGAUCUCGCUUUUAUAGUACAACAUCCGAGCCAAUACAUGCAAGAUCCAAGAUUACCUCACAUGACUGCUGCUCUUCGAGUUCUUCGCUAUCUCCUCAAAGACCCGGGUCUUGGUCUUUUUCUGUCUUCUUCUUCCUCGUAUCAAUUGCUCGCUUUUUGUGACUCUGAUUGGGAAGCUGAGUAUCGUUUAAUGCGGCGUGUUGUCGCCGAGCUCACUUGGCUUGUAUGCCUCUUUGAAGAUCUCUCAGUUCCCAUUUCUCUUCCGGUUCCCCUUCACUCAGACAGUUAG
Nicotiana tabacum (common tobacco) is the source of this 504-nucleotide messenger RNA. Lineage: Eukaryota; Viridiplantae; Streptophyta; Magnoliopsida; Solanales; Solanaceae. The record is from RefSeq and is a predicted model, not a curated record.